AUGCAGACUGCUUCUACAAACAUUUGUGAAAGACUGUGCAAUAAGUCCAUCCGUGAAAUUUCCUUGCUACUAAAUAUUCCACGGUCAACUGUUAGUGGUAUUAUAACUAAGUGGAAGCAACUGGGAACAACAGCAACUUAGCUACAAAGUGGUAGGCCACGUAAAAUGACAGAUCUGGGUCAGAGCAUGCUGAAGCGCACAGUGCGCAGAAGUCACCAACUGUCUGCAGAGUCAAUAGCUAAAGAUGUCCAAGCUUCAUGUGGCCUUCAGAUUACCACAAAAAUAGUGUAUAGAGGGCUUCAUGGAAUGGGUUUUCUGUGGCCGAGCAGCUACAUUCAAGCCUUACAUUGCCAAGUGCAAUGCAAAGCGUUGGAUGCAGUGGUGUAAAGCAAGCCACCACUGGACUCUAG
This is a messenger RNA of Staurois parvus, 410 nucleotides long. Lineage: Eukaryota; Metazoa; Chordata; Amphibia; Anura; Ranidae. The record is from the annotation of a GenBank genome assembly.